UCCAACAUUAGUUCCCCCCCUGGUGCUACAUCUAAACGCGUCCCCCGACGAGGCGGUGGUGUUUUCUGCAGCCCAGUGACGGAGCUCUGACCCCGCUGAUAGCUUGAAUGAGAGCUGGCAGUGGUGUCACAACGAAUUUAAACAAACAAACACAUAAAUGGCGAAGAGGAAGCCUGCAGCGUGAACCCCAGACACUCAACACCACGUUGCACCGGCUCAGUCUGCAGACACGCUUCUUCUUCUUCUCCUCUAAGCGAGGCUCUCUCCGGCCUGCAACAUGUCCACCACGUCGCUGGAUAAAGAGCUGCAGGAGCGGCUGAGGGAGGCGUCCGCCAUCGGGGACAUAGAUGAGGUGCGGACGCUGGUGGAGAGUGGAGUCAACGUGAACUCACAGAACGAGAUCAAUGGCUGGACAUGUCUGCACUGGGCAUGCAAGAGGAACCACAAGCACAUAGUGUCCUACUUACUCAGUUAUGGAGCCGACAAAGAAAUCCUCACGGCCAAGGAUGAGUUGGCCUCCCAACUCACGUCCAAACCAGAGAUCAAACGGCUUUUAGGAGUUGAAGUGGAGGAUGUGCCUGAAGUCAAGGAGCCCGAGUUGCCAAUCAUCCCCAACUACCUGUCCAACCCGGCCUUCAUGUAUUCCAAGAUGGAUAGGUCAGAGCUCAUCCUGGCCCAGCACGUCGCACAGAACGGUUCUGGAGAACACGCCGAGGACACGCACAGCGACUCGCCCUCCCUCUCCCCAACUCAUGAGCCUCACAAAUCCCAGAGCCUGCUCUCCGACGGCCCCACACCUCCACCCAACCCCCCCACCCACAGCCAAGCACAUGGGGAGUUCAUUCCUGUGACUGAGCAAAACGGAGUGUCGCCCGGCCCGGCCUCCUCCCACAGCCACGCCGUCGUUAACUGCACGGUGCCCAUGGACCUGUCAGUGGAACCGCACCUUGUCAACCACACCGACUACCCGCACACAGUGACGCACAACGGCACCAUGUGCUCGCCCCCGUUGGCCUCGCCCAGCCCCAGUUUGGCCAGCAGCAGUGGGAGCCAGGUCCAGGCCCCGGUGGCCGGCGGUAACCCGUCUAUGAGCAGGCAGCAGUCCAUCCCACAGCAGCUGAGCUACGGCCGCGGGGGGCCCAUGGCGGCCUUCCAGCCUUUCUUCUUCACCAGCACAUUCCCUGUCAACGUGCAAGAGUUGGUGCUGAAGGUGCGUAUUCAGAACCCCAACGCUCGAGAGAACGACUUCAUCGAGGUGGAGCUGGACCGCCAGGAGCUCACCUAUCGUUCCCUUCUGAGGGUCUGCUGCCGGGAGCUGGAUAUCGGCGCUGAGCACGUGGAGAAGAUCCGCAAGCUGCCGAACACCAUGUUGAGAAAGGAUAAGGACGUGGCUCGGCUGCAGGACUUUCAGGAGCUGGAGGUUGUGUUGGAGAAAGCAGAGGGCUUGUCCCUGUUCUCUGGGACCGGGGGCCUAACGGACCGGCCCUGCUACAACAUGAAGGCCUCCCGCCUCACCUACUAGAGCUCCACCAGCGGCCGAGGCCUCCCCGCUUUCGAUGGGGCUUCUGUAGCUGCCCUCAAGCAACCAUAACUAGUUGCCCGCCCAGGUCCCAUGUAACAGCUUAGUCCAGCUUUGGUGUUUCGCCAAUUUCCUAACUGGGAUUAGUUUUUUCAAGUUCUGUAGCUAUUGUCCUCCUCUGGCACCUCCUGCCGCUUUAGUGUACCCAACCAGUUGUAAGCGAUUACUGAUGCAUGGUGUCCUCGAUUAUGUGCGAAAGUAUUUGGGCCCUCUUCUCCUCUCUUUAUCUCUUUCUCUCCUCCCACUGCACUUUGUGCCAAGGCUCCAGUGGGACAACAGAGGGAGGCAUUGGCUUGUCUUCCUUAUGGACCGGACUUGAAUGGGGAUUCUGUAAAAGCCUUAUUUGGACACAUGCCUGUACUGACUGCGGACUGUGGUCACAAAGAAAAAGACCAGAGCGCCGAGGACGACAGGAAGGAUUUACAUAACUCUUGCCAAUAAGUUCAUCAUCGGUCCACAGAGUAGGAGAAGUCGGACUUGCACACAGCAACUUGAAAUUCUAGGAAGUUGGUGUAUUGGGUGUUAUCAGAUGUUCUAGCUGGCAUGCACACUUUCAUACUUGCUGGAGGCAUAAACCUCAGUGUCUUUCCUGCAGAGGGCAUCACAUACAUAUUCUAAGGUGGAGGUAAUCUCUCACCAGGUGAGAUGAAGGUAUCUUUGGACUAAUAGUACUUCUAUACAUACAGUCUGCUUUAAUCUAUAUCCACACAAGGAUGGACACAUCUGAGUAGGAGUACUGGCUCCCCUACAUGUUUUCAAAUCAUUCAUACACUGUGGAAACAAAAUAAUUAGUUUUGUUUGAAUUGCUCUCUUUUGUGUCUUUUCAUGUCGGACACAAAUUGAUAUCUUCGAGAUCAAUGUGCAGCAACUCAUUUUUGUUGCUACUGUGUAUUCGCACUUCUGUUCUGCAGGUUGUGCUCUAAGGUUCAGUCAGCGUAAUACUCAAACUGUCAACUGUGAAGUAUUUAUUUUUAAUGUUUGAUUUGUAUUGAUUCGUACUAACGAAGCGAGAACAUGAGCUCUAGAGUAGCGAUGCUCCAGUCCCGGUAAAGGUUGUGUGUGAGGCUCCCCACUCGGUUUAUUUUUAAGUUUAUUUCAGUUGCUGUCAUUCUGUGUUUAGAAUCCAAACCAAAAACUAAUCUAGCCAGCAAAGAUACUAACUGCAGAAUAAACUAUCACUGCUUCAGAGGAGAAUGCAGCCGUGUAACAUUUGUUUUCCACAAUUCAAGAGGAAAGAAAUAAGAUUUAGCAAAUGGCAUGAUGUGUGUGACACUUUUAUGAUUGAGUGCUUCCUUGUUCUUCCAGCACUAAUCUAAAUUCUUAUUGCGGAUUAUUUCUAAUUAUUGUAAUUUUUGUUGCUUGUGUCACCUCAAUUUAAACUUAAGCUGUCUAUAUGGUGACUAGAUUUCUUUAAAAUAUCCUUAUAAGGCCUCAGUUUGGUUAUCAAGGCCAGUCUAGUGCUACUAUUGUUUUUUCUUUAACACAUAUUUGAUGUUAUUUUGUUCUUUUCGGUUGCUUAAUCAGAAGUGUUGCUGUUUGACUUAAAUCCAAAACUGACAAAAGGGUUACACUAAAAACCUACUUGUCCUGUACAUAAAGAGUUUAACAGGUCAAGAGGUGCAGCCAUGUUGAGUCGGAUGGCAACGUUUAUGCUGCUUUCAUCAACACUUUCUCUUCCUUUUUAAAUUCUCAAUGCUGGGCCUCAUUUAUUUAAAGCAGAGCAGCAGGCGGCCACUACACAUCUCCUACAAUCAAAAGGUUUCCUACCCAGUGGUAACUGUUUACUGUCGAAAUGUAUACCUGAAGCUCUUACUGCAUUUGUAUGUUUUAUGAUAUAUAUCUUUUUUUUUUUAACCAGUUAGGCCUGUUGUGUUUGUGUCAAAAAGUCUUAACUAUUGUGCAGGAAAGAGUUCAGUAAUGGGGAUAAAAAAAGAACUGCGAUGCUGGUGUUGAAGCAAAGUGCAAUGUGGGGGGAAGAGUAUGUUAUCAGAAAGUUUGCUGUGAGAAGAAAGGACGACCAUGAGUGCUUAUUUUCAGAUCUUAACUAUGUUAAAGGCUUUAUUGAGUGACGUUGUGCCACAUGUUUAAGGCACUAUGAUGGAGAAAACAUCCACCGGCUGUUUGCUGUUCUGGGUGAGUGAGAGCAGCAUGUUUGAAAUGGGUUUUUUAUAGGAUCGCCUUUGAUCCUGUGGAAAGGAGAUGACUAACAUUGUAUUUGUUGGGUUGCUUAUUGUUCUAGAGAAAGCAGAAUACAGUUUGACUUAACCUAUGCAUUCAGAGUCUGAUAUUUUUAUAUACAGUGCUUCCUGUGCACUCGUAGAAGAUGAUCUUCACUGUUUAAGUUGUGUUCUUUCGAUGCGGAGACCUGUAUGUGUUCUUUGAUAAAGCAUGGUGAAUUACUUCCCUCUUUCUCUCUGACCACGUCUCUUCUAAAUUCAUAUUAUGGCCAUCUGACUAAUUGAAGUAACUUUGAUUUAAUGAGUUUUAGUAUCGCUCUUAAUGCUCAUUUUAAAUGAAGGGACCAAUUACAUGUUUGUCUGGCUUUUGUUGCAGGUCUUCCUUUGUUUGUACCUGCAUGUGUGUGUGUUGGAUGUUGAUGUAAACUCCCCAAUAAUUCACUGAAAUGUUUGUAUCAACCGAAGGCCACUAGAGGGAGCAGAAGAGCAAAUAUUGGCUUUUUCGAUCAGCCGCAUAGGUAAUGCCACUUUAAUUCAUAAUAUAAGGAUAGCUUUUUUUGUUUUGCUUGGAUUUAAUUGAAUAUAAAAAAGUAUUUAAAAACCUG
Molecule: messenger RNA, 4361 nt
Organism: Anoplopoma fimbria (sablefish)
Lineage: Eukaryota; Metazoa; Chordata; Actinopteri; Perciformes; Anoplopomatidae
Gene: ankrd40
Product: ankyrin repeat domain 40
Molecular function (GO): protein binding
Source: RefSeq, a predicted model, not a curated record